Molecule: messenger RNA, 7154 nt
Organism: Homarus americanus (American lobster)
Lineage: Eukaryota; Metazoa; Arthropoda; Malacostraca; Decapoda; Nephropidae
Product: chaoptin-like
Exons: 7
Coding region: 688-4704 (1338 amino acids)
Molecular function (GO): protein binding
Source: RefSeq, a predicted model, not a curated record
AGUGGGGUGCCUGCUGGUAGGGUGGCUCAGUGCCCUGCGGGACGUCACGACGAUAGGAGCUACGUCACCCUCACCUCCACGGUCCUCACUGACCCGGACAGGCUGCCUGUUACACUCCCCUCCCAAGUGACUCUUCCAUCAUCUGUCCAAGACCUCAAAAAUAAUCACAACCCAAUCGUAAAUACUUGCAAAAAUACCUGAAAAUCGACGAAAAAACGAAAGGAAACGGAAUACCGUUAAGAAGCAAGUCACCCAGAGAGCUGCGGUUCACAUGCUUGCAGGUACCUACAUCAGUGCUGUGAUCACCACUGACGUUGAAAAUAUUACAGCACGGGAACGCGACUCCUUGUGGCUAUACACGGAAACUAACCUUAGGAUUACACGCGAGUGGUUUUGUGCGUGGCCAGGCCGUGUGGGCCACAGUGCAGUGUUGUGAGUACGAGAGUGAACAUGGGUUUAAAAAGUCUCUGACGCGAGGCGGAGUAAAACAAUGACUGAAUAACGAGGCGGAGGAGUGAAAUAAUUGGUGCAUUAAUAACAAGAGUAUCUAUUAAUUAAAGUCGGUUAAUUGGUAGGAAAGUAAUUGUAGAGUGUGAUACAUUAGUGAAUUAACGAGGAGGAGGGAGCAGGACAGCUGAGUCAAGGCUACUAACUGGGUUUUAAAACUUUUACGGCGAUGUUGGUGAGAUGGUGAGGAGACACGCCGGGAUGUUGGGGGCGGUGGCGGCGGUGUGGGUGUUAGUGUGGCCUCUCAUUACCACAGCCCAGGAGACCCCAGGUUCAGGAUGCCCCAGGUGGGAGGACAACCCGUGGUGUCCUUGCUAUAACAACGACGAUGGCAUCUUUAUGGAGUGUCCCAUGGUGUCGCUGGAGACGGUGGCGAGUGCCUUGAGUCUGGUCCGGGAACCCAUCAAGAGUCUCAGCAUCUACGACCUAGAAACCAAUGUAGCUUCCUUUCCGUCGGGAAUCUUUGGAAAGAGCGCUGGUGUAGUCAACCUGCAGAUCUCUCACUCUAAUAUAGAGAAUGUGGCUGACGGAAGUCUCAGGGGGCUGGAGUCAACCCUCGAAAAACUAAGUAUCCAGCACUGUAAGCUGUCAGCAGUUCCUCAAGCGGCGCUCCAUAAGUUGUCGAAGCUUCAAGAACUAAACCUUGAGUCAAACAACAUUACAGAUCUUCCAAGCUUCAUAUUCACGAAAGUCAACAUUCAGAAAUUGAGCUUAAAAGGGAAUAUGAUCAGUUUGAUAUCUGAUUUUGCAUUUGAUGAUCUGGAAGAAUCGUUACAAGAACUCAAUUUGAUUAACAACGACCUGAAGCAGUUACCUUUAACUUCACUGCAGAAGCUGAAAAAUAUCAAGAGGUUGGAAGUCGCGUGGAAUCACAUUUCCGAGCUAGACAUAGACCCGGCCUUACCUCUCCCUUCUCUCGAAUACUUUGAUCUCAGCAGUAAUAAAAUCCAUAAGAUCAAGAGCAAGAGCCUGGCUGGAGUGCCCGGGCUUAUCUCACUCUCUCUCUACAUGAAUUUCAUUUCCAGUGUGGCCAAAAACGCCUUUAAGGAAAAUUCGCUUUUGGAGACGCUUUUCUUAGGCCACAACAGCAUCAGAGAGCUAGACCAGGACACCUUCACUCACACUCCACUAAUACGAAUCAUCGACCUCAGCAGUAACAACAUCCAAGUCAUCCAAGGCGGCCUCUUCUGUAACCUCCCAAAGCUGGAGGAACUUGUACUCUCCAGGAACAACAUACGGGAGAUAACACGAGAAACCUUUGAAAAUUCUUCCAGUAUUAAAGUUCUUAAUUUGGAGCACAAUGCUAUUCGAUUCAUUGAGUUGGAGACCUUCAGGGAGAUGACACAGCUGGAGACAUUACUUCUGAGUCACAAUAACAUUCAGGAAAUAUACCCACGGUUGUUCAUGGCCAAUGGUAAUCUUCACACACUGAAACUUGACCACAAUAGGAUAAAUGAACUAAAUGAAAUAACCUUCAAGAACACAACACAAUUAAGGAAACUCUUCUUGCAGAAAAACAAAAUAGCAAUGAUCAAAAGAGGUUUAUUUUCUCGCACGACAGAACUCAACGAACUUCACAUGCAAAAUAACAAGAUAGAAGUGGUGGCUACAGGGGCUUUUUCUAGUCUUCAGAAGUUAGAACACUUGAGUCUUCAGGAGAACGAGAUCUUUGUGCUCCCGGACACACUGAGUCACGACGUCAGCGCCCUCCGGUACCUGCGCGUCUCCGGUAACAACCUCAACAGCCUUCAUCAACAAGCUCUCAGUGGCCAAGGACAACUGGAUUUCCUCUGGCUUGAUCGCAAUAACAUAUCGGUGAUUGUAGAAGGAGUUUUUAGUGAUCUUACUUACCUUAGGCACUUACACUUAGAGGAAAACCACAUUGCUAACAUAGAAGACAAUGUGUUCAUCAACAUGACUGACCUGCGGAAACUCUUCCUCUCGCAGAACUUCUUAGAGUCCGUCAACGAGAAGACAUUUCAUGGCCUCAAGUCACUAACUGAACUUUACUUGAACAAAAAUAACAUAAAAGAAAUCGCUAGGAAUGCAUUCCAAAGUUUAACGAAUCUAGAUAAAUUGGACUUGUCAGAAAACGAAUUGACUGUUAUCAAAAAGGAAUAUUUUGAAACGGAGCUCCCAAUAAAGCAGCUUAACAUUGACCACGCACAUGUUGGAGAGAUAGAGGAAGGCUCUUUUGAAGCUCUCAUGUCCUUAGAAAGCUUGAGUUUACGAGGCAAUGACUUGCAUCACCUUGACGAAGGCUUCCUCAAGGUAACACAGCUAAGGAACCUUGACCUAAGCAGCAACAGCUUCCAAAUACUGGAUGUUAACAGUUUCGUUGGUCUUCCAAACCUUGAGACUUUAAACCUGAAUGACUGCGAUAUUGAAAAUAUACCCGAAAAGUUCUUUGAUGCAAGUAUGGCACUGAAAUCCUUAGACUUAGGAAGAAAUCGACUUACAUAUCUCAAACCCACCUCAUUCAUGGGACUUUCUGACCUCACAAAACUUGAUCUCAGUAGAAACAGUGCUGGAUUAAACAGCUGUAGAUCAUUCUUGAUCACGACGAAACUGGAGGUUCUCUCCGUCAGCGGCAAUCCUAUGAGGGAUCUUUGCCCAGCACUUGGACAACUUCAAAACCUGAAAGAACUGUAUGCUUCUAACAUCUUGAUGAAUGACGUACAGAUCUCAACGAUGGAGCAGUUACAACACCUUGAGGUCUUGGAUGUAUCGGACAAUAUGGUCACAGACUUUCCCACAGGCAGCUUUCGAGGUUCUUCACUCAGACGUCUUAAUCUUGCCGAGAAUCACCUUCUGCAGCUCCCCGACUCGAUGUUUUUCGACGGUAUGACUAACCUAAAGAGCCUCAAUAUCUCCGGCAACCCUCUCCACCGACUGACAGGACCAGCUGUGGCCAGGGGCGUCACUUUAGACACCCUGGAGGAACUGGAGGCGACUCACACCAACCUGACGGUGUUGACCAGUUUCGAGCUCUCCCACAUGCCGGCACUCAGAUCUCUCAACCUUCAACGCGGGGCCAUCAGUAAAGUGUCACCAGGAGCUUUCAAAAGUCUCUCUCAGCUCUCGACGCUCAACCUGGGGCACAAUAUGCUGGAAAUCUUGCCUCGAGAGAGAUUACGAGGGAUGGUGACACUUACUCACCUCAAUCUCACCCGAAACAGACUCAAGAAACUCGACCAACUGCCCACUGACUCCAAUAACUUAAAGGUACUGGAUGUGUCAGGGAAUAUGUUGACAGAGUUGGACGAGACAACACUACGUCACACUGAGGGUCUGGAAGAAGUUAUCUUGAGGGACAACUGGGUGACGGUAAUCCACCCUCACGCCCUCCAGCACCUCCCUCGACUCUCUCUCCUCGAUCUCAGCCACAACAACCUGGAGGUACUGAGGACAAUUGUUCUAAAACCUGUGGAGAAAACCCUUGAGUCACUCUACCUCAAUGGUAACCCAGUGACAUGCGGGUGUGAGACGGUGGAGCUGUGGGCGUGGCUCCUCAACCACCCCGCACAAGUACACAAUCCUCACGACAUUACCUGUGACCUACCUGAGACGCUGCGUGGUCAGUCGUUCCUGCUGAUGUCAUCCUCGACCUUCUGUCCUCAGCCAGUGAUCCUCCGUCUGGCCAUCCAGGACAUACAGAGUCAGUCGCUGCUGGUGUCGUGGCAGGCGUCCAACUCCUCCGCUGUCUAUGGCUUCAAGGUGACCUAUCAAACUCCUGACGGCGAAGCAGCGGGAGCGGAAGUGACGUCCUCGCCCACGCUAGGUUUGGCCUCCAGGACUUUCCUAUUAGAGGAACUUCAGCCCAGCACGGAAUACCAGGUGUGCGUGCACGGACUCACUAAAUCCCUGGGUCAUGCCCGCGCUCACACCGUUGACGCCGUCUACCACAAACAAAAGGAGGAAGGUGCACGGUGCAGCCGGGGACAGACACUGCCACUUCCGGCUUCCCCAGCGACGGGCACCUCAGGGGGCCGGGUCGGCCUCAUUCUGGGGGCGACGGUUGCGGCUGCACUGCUGCUGGGUGUCUUUGUUGCCCUCAUCUGGUACCGCAAGUGUCGUUCUGGGGACAACCAAUACGACCAUGAGCCCACCAAGAGACCCAACGGUGUUCCCCCCGACUACUAUAGCCACUACCAGGCACGACCCAACCAUCAUGAAGAGGAAGAAUUCGCCUGCUAGAGGUCAUGUUCUCGCUGUCUCUCUCAGGUUGAACUUACAUACUACCAAGUGUUUUGUGUCCCUUUACAUGGAAAAAAAGUCCUUUAUAUUUUCUCGUGAACUUUACUCCACUCGCAGGCUUACCGAACUUCACUGGAAAUGUCUUAAAUUUUUAAGUUAUUAUUCCCUGCCACAAUGUCACACGAUAAAGACACUUGUCAAAAGUGCCACAAAAUUUUCACUUGACUUAACGAUUAUUAUUAGACCAUGAUUUAAUUAUGCUUGAGUGUACUGUAAGUUCAAACUAUAAUAGGUACUUGACACUCACAAGAACCUGACGGACUUGGUAAAGACCUUGUUAACCCAUAAGAGAAUAACACUAGUCAUCCUAUGAAAUAUCUCUUUAAGUAGUGUCUUUAGUGACGAGUGAUUGAAACACACUUAUAACCCAGACACAUGGGCGGAGUCUGAGGUCGGAGGACGAUAUCGAUGGCCAAGAAUCAUGGCCGUGGAAAAUGGAUUUCUGCUCUUAGCUCUGUGAAAGGUGAACAUUUUAUGAUUGAAAAAAUAUGGUAAUAAUAAUAAAACUCUGAUUAACGUCUUGUGAACAUUCUUUAAAGUGUAGUGGACUGAAGGUAUGCCACAGGUGAAGGAAAAACUGACAGUGAAGUGCUGUGAAGUGCUGCUGCGGACCGAGAUAUUUUAAGUGUUUUCUGGGAACAUGUGAGUCAUCCCUCCAUCAUCAACAUGGGAAAAGUAUUGCAGUAUGUGCAGUCGCCACAGAGGUGAAGAUUUCAUCACAUAAACGUGGAAUUUAUCAACACUUAUCCACACUGUACAAGGGUUGUAUUAGAGUUCCUUAUGUUUGUGAGGGGUUGUGGUGAUGUCAUUUCUCUUAAUUGUCCAAAAUGUACAGCUGGCUGACUCACACCAAGAGUUGGCGACUCAACUUGACCUUAGAGUCACAGGUGUCGUGGCGUCUCGUGAUGUCUCCUGCAAGUAUUACAAGGAGAACAGAUUUGGUUACAAACAAGAAGUGCCUGUUGUAUAUGUAAGUAAGACGUAUUGGAAGUUCAAAGACUAUUUUGAUAAAGAAAAAAAACACUGUAUGUGCAUUUACUAGAGAGGUCAGUACAGUUAUUGCCUUACGUUUCACGAUAUGUGCUCAGUCUCGUUACUUCUCUAACCACGAUGCUUUCAGUGUUCACCGCUAACUAUACACCGAGCCAAUGCAUAGAAUAAAUUAAAGUACAUUUGUAGUCUAAGAAGCAAAUUACUGUUUUUGUUUUUUUGACUCAUUUGUACAGUCUCAUUCAAGAUUCUUCGAACACUGCUGGAGACAGCUGGCAACUCAAGGCCGUUUGUUUACCAUAAUACGAAACAACAAAGCCCAACCAUUAAUUAAGCAACAGAGAACUAAGUAACUAAUCACCAAUAACCUUUUACAUUCAUUCAUAAUUUUUGCUAUCUACUGUAGUAAACAAACGGCCUUGAGUUGCCAGCUGCCUCCAGCAGUGUUAGAAGAAUCUUGAACGAGACUGUACGUCGAACAGAACUCUGCACUAAUAGUUUAGUAUAGCACUGUCUUUUUUUCUUCGAUUUCUGUCUGUCUGUCUGUCUGUCUGUCAUUGUCUUUCAUGCCAUAAUUCUGUUUCUUUCAUUAGUUUCACUCUCUUGAUUAUCCUUGAAUAUUUAUCCAUCUCUCAAGACAGCGUGCUAACAAGGCUUUUUGUCUUAGCUACUAGUCACAUCCCGGCCCUAGGGUAGGCAAAGUCUUGUACAGUACCGUAACCCUCAACAGGAUCUCCAUUAAUCUUCUGUGAAUAUGACGCAUUUGUCGAGGUACAGUACUCAUAGGUUUGCAUUUACAUAUGUUAGGUCCCAUCAGCUGUAUAAACAAACACCUGGGCAGUGGUUCCCUAGACGGCGGCACAAGGUGGAAUACGAUUAUUAAACUUAACAAGGAUGUUAGGUUAGUUUUGGUCAUGUUAGGACACUUAAAUAUUUGCCUUAUGAUAUUGAAAUGUGUGUUCCGCAUUGUGCCGCCGACUACAACUCUACUGUCCAACAUUUAUGUUUAAAACUUAUUAGUGGUAAGUCGUAUUUAUAAGUGAAGUAUUAAUUAAUAUUCCAAAGAUAAUGUUAAGAGCGGGCUGGAACUUAAAGCACAAGAGAGUGACGGGGUUAUUGAUGAUGGUGAUGAGUAACUUAGAUGGAUGUGUGUAUGUGUGUCUGUCUGAAUGUAGAUGGAUGUGUGUAUGUGUGUCUCUGAAUGCAAGUGUGUAAACAUAUGUGCGUAACUGAGGUGCGUAUGUUAUUGUGUUUCUCUGAAGUUACGGACCAUCAGGGUAAGAUAAGAUAUACUGGGGAAAACAAAGCGUUUGUAUAAUUUUCUAUAGUAAAGCAACAGUGAAGGUAAAUAUGUGAUGAAGAUAGUGUGAAGGAACUGUAAAUAAACUAACAAAGUCUGA